GCAGCUGUUGAUUUGGCCCUGCUGCAGCUGUUGUUGGCUGUCAGCUGUCACAAGAGCCAGGUGUUACUGUACCGCCUGGAUGUCAACCUCCUAGGUCGAUCCCCCAGCCCGGCAGACAGGGUAGGUACUGCACAGACACCACAAAGAACCAGUACAGCGGCAUGGACCACAUCAAGCUGCCAUCACUCACGCCACUCAUCCUGCCCAGAAACCAGCUGGCGUAUGAGCACGCCGUGGCACAGCACCGCGGAGCCGGAGGAAGAGAUGGUGCAAAAGAUGAAGCUGGCUCGCAGCAAGUCUAACCUGGAUGAAGACUUCCAGGACUACCUGGAGAGGGCCAGAACCUGGCACCAGAUGACGGUCACAGCUCAGAAGAGAGAGGCCAAUGAAGCAUUAAAGGAAGUUGGGAGGCCAAAGACGUCCCCUACAAAGGUCAAGGUCAUUGCAGGAGGCAGCGCAUCAAGGGAGCGGAUUCCUGUUACUCAGGAGGAGACGCUGAUGAUCCCUGAAGUGGAUCAGCGUAGAGACUAUGCUCACUUUGUGCUCCAGCAGAGAGUCGACAACAUAGGACUGCGUCACAAGGAUGAGGUCAUGAAACUCUACCUGCCGUACAUCCAAUCAUAACAGGGGCAGUGGGAGUAGCCUAUUGGUAGCUGUUGGUCACAGCGAUUAGGCACCAGGUAGACAUCAUGGAACUCUACCUGCCGUACAUCCAAUCAUAACAGGGGCAGUGGGGGUAGCCUAUUGGUAGUUGUUCGUCACAGCGAUUAGGCACCAGGUAGACAUCAUGGAACUCUACCUGCCGUACAUCCAAUCAUAACAGGGGCAGUGGGGGUAGCCUAUUGGUAGCUGUUCGUCACACCGAUUAGGCACCAGGUAGAGGUCAUGAAACUCUACCUGCCGUACAUCCAAUCAUAACAGGGGCAAAGGGGUAGCCUAUUGGUAGUUUCUGGUGUCCCCUGUCAUGAUUUUGCUUAAAUUUUUCUAAAAGCGAUGUACAACCUCUUUCACUCCAAUCGUAACAAACCCUUCACUGUUUCAUCAGACUUGGCACCAGGUAGAGGUCGUGAGACUCUACUGUCGUACAUUCAAUCAUAACAAACUCAUCACUGUUUAGCUGACUUCACACAGAUUAAGUGUUGGAUCUUUCCAACAGUUUAAUUUUGCAACGACCAAAAAAUAAGUGUCAUCAUCUGACCAGGUCAAUGGAAGAGUGAACAAUAUGUAGAACAAAUUGAUUGAUUUCAAUGGGAUAUCAUCUCUCAUAGUGUUUAGGGAUCUGUGACGCAGAUAUACAGAUAUACUAGAGCUUAAUGAUGACCCGACAUAACCACAACUGUUACUGUAAUAGACUGUCCAACCAUGCAAAACAUACUGACGAAACAUAUCUGAAGCUGUAUCAGUUCAGCCUUACAACUUACAACUUAUUCCCAAAAUAGUAAUGAUAGUAUCAUUGCUGUCUGACUGGCUUCAGCUCAUUCAUAUCCUUUAGACUUGUGUUAUCAGUAUUACAGAUAGGUGAAGACUUCACAUAUGUGCAUGGAAAACAGGUGCAAGGUUCAUCCGGGAUAUAUUGGGAAUGGAACUUUCCACCCACAGAUUUAUGGCCAAGAGGUACUAGAUCCAGUUAUAUUCUUGCGUGGGCCCCUAUGUGUGACAUUCCAGGGCUGAUCAGAAGCACGCUUCCCAUGCUGCUAGAGCUGACUGAUAAGAAUCGGGGUUACAAUAUGAGACAUGUCUCGUUGUGUGUAAUCAUCUCCUGACCACGUACAGGUGUAUACACAACUGAUGAGGUCCAACUUGUCCACAACUCAGACGAGAUGAGUGGUCUGUGUAAAGAAUCUAGGUUUGGGGAGAAUACAACUAGUUCCUCUACAUGGUCACCGGUCAAGAAACCAGCUUGAGGCAGUGUCUCUCCCCGGUGUGGCAUGUUGUUCAUACUGUCAGCCACUGGUUUGUCCGGGUCAGAUGUACAUUAUGUUCAGGCUGUCAACCACUGGUUUGUCUGGGUCAGAUGUACAUUAUGUACAGGCUGUCAACCACUAGUUUGUCUGAGUCAGGUGUACAUUAUGUACAGGCUGUCAACCACUGGUUUGUCUGGGUCAGAUGUACAUUAUGUACAGGCUGUCAACCACUGGUUUGUCUGGGUCAGAUGUACAUUAUGUACAGGCUGU
This is a messenger RNA of Haliotis rubra (blacklip abalone), 2174 nucleotides long. RefSeq lists its product as uncharacterized. The record is from RefSeq and is a predicted model, not a curated record. Lineage: Eukaryota; Metazoa; Mollusca; Gastropoda; Lepetellida; Haliotidae. The annotation marks the transcript as partial. The transcript is spliced from 6 exons.